ACGUUUAUACUUUGCACGAGACAACAUACUAGUAAAGCAGUUUUUUAGAAAACUAAAACGGGAAAACAUAAAAAGUUCGCUUAUCGAAUUAAUGCAGUAAAAAACAAUGGUUUACACCGGUUACGAAAGCAACGUAUUGCAGAAUGCUGAGGAAACUGCAGAAUGGGUUCCAUAUGAAGAGCUCGAUUGGGAACAAGGCCUGGUGGCUUAUGAUGGAGUCGAACUUACUAGCGGAGAUGAGGAAGAGGUACAGCCCUCUUUGAACCGUAUGAUGAGCCUCAUCGACUACGACUUGGCGUUGAAGCAUCCACUGGAGCAUACUUGGACUCUAUGGCACUGGGAGAACGAUCGGUCAAAGAGCUGGACUGAAAUGCUCAGCGAUGUGACUAGCUUCAACACCGUUGAGGACUUCUUUAGUGUCUACUAUUUUGUCAAGCCGCCAUCAGAUCUCAAGAUAUAUAAUGACUAUAUGGUGUUUAAAGAGAACAUCCAACCCAUGUGGGAGGAUGAUAACAACAAAGAGGGUGGUCGUUGGAUUAUGCUGUUAGAUAAGGCUUCCAAGGACUUCAUCGAUCAAGUCUGGCAUGAUUUGCUCUUGUGCAUGAUUGGAGAGUGUUUCCAAUAUUCUGACGAGAUAUGUGGAGUUGUCAUAAACAUGCGCAAUAAGGCUAAUAAGCUCUCACUUUGGACCAAGGACUCACGCAAUGUCCAGGCUAUUCUGUCCAUUGGCAGGCAGAUCAAGCAGCUAUUGGAACUAUUGCAGCUGGGCGAUAUGGAGAUCCAGUACCAGGUGCACAGGGAUGCCAUGGUGCAGUACGGACCCAAUGUCCAUUCAAUAUACAAGAUGUAGGUCUUUCCAAGAAAAGCCAUCGUCCUUUGCCCAGUUCUUGGCUAGAAAUUUAGAUCAACGAUCGUAAAGAAUCAACGCAUAUGCUAAUAUAAUUGUCAAACUCACAUUUUAUACACGUACCAAUGCUUUUUUGGGAUGAAUAGCGGUUGUAGCAUGAAUAAAGCAUUGCAUAGAGAAACAGA
Drosophila eugracilis is the source of this 1032-nucleotide messenger RNA. It is a transcript of the gene eIF4E3, whose product is annotated as eukaryotic translation initiation factor 4E1. The coding region runs from base 107 to 850 and encodes 247 amino acids. Gene Ontology annotation, biological process: translational initiation. Gene Ontology annotation, cellular component: cytoplasm; eukaryotic translation initiation factor 4F complex. Gene Ontology annotation, molecular function: translation initiation factor activity; RNA 7-methylguanosine cap binding. The transcript is spliced from 6 exons. NCBI's taxonomy places the organism in Eukaryota, Metazoa, Arthropoda, Insecta, Diptera, Drosophilidae. The record is from RefSeq and is a predicted model, not a curated record.